Cucurbita maxima (winter squash) is the source of this 531-nucleotide messenger RNA. RefSeq names its product zinc finger protein ZAT3-like. NCBI's taxonomy places the organism in Eukaryota, Viridiplantae, Streptophyta, Magnoliopsida, Cucurbitales, Cucurbitaceae. The transcript has a single exon. Bases 1 to 531 code for a protein of 176 amino acids. The record is from RefSeq and is a predicted model, not a curated record.
AUGGUUAAAACAACCGUUUCCGCCUCCAAGCGCCGCCGUAUCGCUUGCAAGAAGCGCUCCACAAAAGAAAACGACUCCGCCGCCGUCACCGUCGGUUCCAAGGCUAAGUAUAGGAAGAAGCCUGAAUCUAUUGAGCCGAAGAUCACUCCUCCGUGUACAGAGUGCGGGAGGAAAUUUCGGUCGGAUAAAGCGCUUUUCGGUCACAUGAGGUGUCAUCCAGAACGUAAAUGGCGAGGGAUUAAUCCGCCGCUUUGUUUCCGUCGCUCGAUUUCGGUUUCUCCUUCUAGUCCUGUUCUCGAUUUUGAAGAAUCUUCGAUUACGGAAGAGGAACAGAACAUCGCCGAUUGCUUGAUAAUGCUCGCGAAUGGCCUUAAUUUCAUCGAUAGGGCUUCCGAUUGGGAGAAUGAAUCAGCUCAUGAAGAGGUUUGUGUUAAUUUUGAUUUGAAUAUGCCUGCGCCUGUUGAAGAUUCCUCAUCUUCUUCAUAUUCCUCUUUCUCUGCCAUCACUCUGGAUCUCAGAUUGGGACUUUAA